AGUAAGCGCGUGGUCACACUACUCUUAAACCCUCGAAAACGAAAUGAAGUGCAGUUGAUAAACCGCGCGGCGCACGCGCAGACGGCUCUGUAAUUCAAUAAUGGCGCGAACCCCAAUUACGAUAGUCGUCUUCUCGGCGACAAUUUUGGCCGCAAAUCUAGUAUCAGGAAUUCCUGGAGAUGCAGCGGUGCCGAAAUCAAAGAAGGUACUGGAUACCAUCAUGACUCCAAACUACAUACCGGUGGAAGAAAAACAUGGAUCAUACUGGAAAAACUCCGCUGCUCAGACCAUAAAAGCUAAAUUAGCAGAGAAACCCAACACGAAUAAAGCCAAAAAUGGAAUCCUGUUCAUCGGUGAUGGAAUGUCCUUGGCUACUAUCAUGGCCGCUAGAACAUUCUCUGGACAACUGGACCAGGGUCUGGGUGAAGAGUCUGUGCUGAACUUCGAGACUUUUCCAGUCAGCGGAUUGGCAAGGACUUAUUGCUUAGACGCGCAAGUGCCAGAUUCAGCGUGCACCGCCACCUCCUACCUGACGGGCGUGAAAACCAAAUACGGAGUCAUUGGUCUUGAUGGCAAUGUGACUAGAGGCUCCUGUUAUUCCCAACUUCAUGAGCCAAACUGGUCUGAAUCUAUUGGCCAAUGGGCUUUGGAGCAAGGAUUGGAUGUAGGCUUAGUGACGACAACGCGGGUAACUCACGCUUCACCAGCGGGCAUGUAUGCUCAUACCUCGGAGAGGAACUGGGAAUCUGACGCGGACGUACCAGAUGAAUGCUUGGCAGCUGGCUGCAGGGACAUAGCGUAUCAACUUGUUACCAGCAGCCCUGGAAGACAUUUCAAGGUUAUCAUGGGUGGUGGUCGCAGGGAAUUCCUUCCAAACACGACGAACAUUUUGGGCAGCAAAGGGAGGAGGCUGGAUGGCGUCGACCUCACGGACCUCUGGCAUGUCGACAAACUCAAUAUGAAUGCCUCACAUCAGUUCGUCACCGACAGAUUGGAGCUUUUAAAGGUUUUCAAUUCUGACGACUUGCCGGAGUACUUGUUGGGGCUGUUCAGGGAUGAUCACAUGGAGUACCACUUGAAAGCCCAGAACCAGCCAUCUCUCGAAGAAAUGGUGGAAGUGGCCAUCAAGAUGCUCAGUAGGAGUUCUAAGGGAUACUUCUUAUUUGUUGAAGGUGGAAGAAUCGACCAUGCGCACCACGACAGCUUAGCUCAUUUAGCACUGGACGAAACGGUGGAAUACUCGAAAGCUGUGAAGAAAGCGAGAUCCCUGACCAGUGAGGAAGACACCCUGAUAGUCGUCAGCUCUGACCACGCUCACACGAUGACAGUUGCUGGGUACCCCUCAAGAGGCAAUGACAUUCUUGGAACUGUGGACACCGCUAAUGGAAUGGAUGGAAAACCCUAUACCACCAUUAGUUAUGCAAAUGGCAGAGCUAAGUCCAUUGGAGCGGACGGGAGGGUCGAUGUCACCCAGGAUAAACAGUUUACAUCACGUGACCCAGACUACGCCUACCCAAGCUUGGUGCCUUUGGAUUCGGAGACCCAUGGUGGGGAGGAUGUGGCAGUGUACGCAUCAGGACCUUGGCAGCAUCUCUUCACAGCCAGCUACGAGCAGAACCUAGUCCCACAUCUAAUGGCCUAUGCCAUGUGCAUCUCUGAAGAUCAGCAUGGAAACUGUGGGCCAGAAAUCCACAAGUACACCGCAAGUGGUAUCGCCACCAACCCUAGUACCAACUUACUAAUAACUUUGACUGUGAUAUUUAUUUUAAGGAUAUUUUAUUAAUUAUUAGGUAAAAAAUACUUAAUUUUUUAUUUUAAUUUAAUAGUGUAAUUUUUAAGUGUUUUUGUAUGGAAAGAUUGAAUGUAAUUUAAAAUACGGCUUGCUUGCGUACAUUAUUUGAGAAAAGCUCUACUAGUUUCAAGUUACACCGGGGUUCUAAUUCAUGAGCAGCGUUCACGGCGGCGACGUCACAGAACAUACUUGGAGAUUUUUUCUCAAAUAAUUCACACGAGAAAGCCGUAUUUUAUAUUCUUUCAAUGUCUCGCGAUAGUUAUUUACACAAAGAUGAAAAUUGCAUUAUAGUUUUACUAGUCUGCGGUUCUGAAGCAUUCACUGACAGACUGACGGACAAUUCAAUUUGACGUUUCAAAAGUGCCAAAUUAAGGAUUAAUUGAAAUAAAUACUUUGACUUUCCCAAAUCGCCUUGAACUUUUCUAUAUCGGAUGAUCCCCGCAUUAACUGAGUUCAGGUAUUACAAACUAACAAACACGGAAAAAAAAUUGUAAUAUAAUAUUUUUGCAUAAUACAAGUAUAAAUAAUGCAGUUUUCAUGUUUGCCUCAGGAAUUUCAACCAAUAAGCAUUUUUUAUGAGCUGUGAGUUUAACUUAACAAGUUUUACCAAUAGAUAGAUCAGAUAGACUAUUUAUAAAAGGUUAUUCUAUGAUUCGGAAUCUAGAAUUGUACCCUGAGCCCUUAGUAUGAGUUUGCUUUACGUUUAACGAAACGAGAGCGUGUUCGGCGCUGUGAUUGGCCGGCGUGGAUGAACCAACCAAUCAGAGCGCCGAACGCGCUCUCGAUUCGAUCUCGUUAAACGUGAAGCAAAGUCGUACUAAAGGCUCUGUUAAGCUAUUAUAUUCUGUAGCUUUCCAUUCGAAAGAUCAAAUUGAACAUUAUCAUCGUUCCGCCAUUUUGUGAGGAUAAUAUAUCGACCAAUGACGGGCGAGAAUGGAAUAGAGCUCACUUCAAAAGUUCAAAGUGACAGUUGCAGAAUAGUCUGGCAGUAUAGUGCCCUUUAUUGCCAUAUUACAAAAUAUAUUAAUUGAUACCCUUGCCCCCCUUACCCCUUAAUGAACAUUGAGAUGUUUUAAUAAAACAUAUUGAAGUAAAAUAAAUUAAAUCUCUACAAACAUCAUCAGCCUAUAAGUGUCCACUGCUGACCAAAGGCCUCUUCUUACACGAAGAAAGUUUGAGCAUUAAUCACCACGCUUGUUCAAUGUGGGUUGGCGAUUUCAAACUUAUAAUUAAUUAGAAAUUAUAAGCUCAGGUUUCCUCUCAAUGUUUUUCUUCACUGUUUGUCAGUGGUGUUUAAAUAAUCUUAGAAAAAGUCACAUUGGUACUUGACGUUGGUAGGUUUCGGGCCCGCACUCUCAUGUAUGAGAAGCGGGCAUCUUAAACCUCCGGGCCACUACGUCAUUACAAAAUAAAUAUUUUUGCAUAAUAUAAUUUACAGAAACAUAUCAAAAUACAUACUUCUGUUCUGUAUAAUCGUUGGACGAGACAGUUAAAUGCCAGUUAAUCAAACAAUUGCCGUUUUGAAAAUUGAAACUCAAUAAGAAAUAAGAUUGGCCCAUGGACCACUGAUCACUCCACCUACGAGGCAGCCAAUUCCAUUGUCAAACGGUUCCCUUCAAAGGUGAUAAUGUUAAAAACUUAUCAAAAGAAGUUACAAAUGAUCUACUGUGUAGUAGUUGUACAUAAUAAUGAAUUAGAAAAUAUUGUUUAAGACCUAGACUAAGAGAGAUGUUUCAGUAUUUUUAUUAAUAAAUAUUGUAAAGUACAAUUUAA
Molecule: messenger RNA, 3565 nt
Organism: Spodoptera frugiperda (fall armyworm)
Lineage: Eukaryota; Metazoa; Arthropoda; Insecta; Lepidoptera; Noctuidae
Product: membrane-bound alkaline phosphatase
Exons: 8
Coding region: 101-1783 (560 amino acids)
Biological process (GO): dephosphorylation
Molecular function (GO): alkaline phosphatase activity
Source: RefSeq, a predicted model, not a curated record